Paramecium octaurelia is the source of this 1039-nucleotide messenger RNA. The record is from the annotation of a GenBank genome assembly. Lineage: Eukaryota; Ciliophora; Oligohymenophorea; Peniculida; Parameciidae.
AUGGUAAAGGCUCUUUGGAGGCCUUUUCUCAACUUCAGAUUAAUUACACUGAUAAAUCCAGAAGAUUUGAAAGAACUAGUUAGGAACUCAAAUGAUAAAAAACAUAGGAAUACAGUUUAUGUUUGUCCUUUCAAAACUACUGAUUUGGUCAGGCAUAAACAUGAUGUUCACAAAGAAUUCACAUCUCAAGAUUAUUAUGAAAAUCCAUUAGAUUAUGAACCUAUAUUCCAUCAGAAAUACCUACUCUAUCUAACGAUUCUCAUUAACGACAUUUAUUGGAAAUCCAAGUUUCCUCGAUAUAUUACUGAUUCCUAAAUUAAAGUAAAAAAUAUAUUAUAUAUUUUAGGAAUUAUCUGAAUCUGGAAAUAGUAGAUUGCAAGCUGUAUGUGAUGUUACAUGUGAUCUAGAGGGUUCUAUCUAAUACUUAAAGAAGUUCACUAAUCCUGAUCAUCCUGUUACUAUUAUAAUCCAAUAUCUCAAUAAGUUCAUGAUGAAUUCGAUUUCAAAUCUCAAAAUGACAUCAUGUAUAUGUCAAUUGAUUUCUUGCCAUCCUAAAUGCCAUAUGAAGCCAGUAUGGAUUUCGGAAAGGCUCUAAGGGAUAUUGUUCCACACUUGGCCUACUCAGACCCCACCAAACCUUUAGAAGAGAGUGGGCUACCUGAAUUUUUGUAAAAUGCAACCGUCACUCUACACGGUUAACUUACUUAGAAGUUUGAAUACAUCAAUGAAUUAAGAAAACUUAAUGAAACAGAAACUGACCAUUAAAAUUUCAGAAUGAUAACAUCAUACUAUUCAAACAAAAUUAAUACAAUUAAAGAUAACACCUCAAUAGACAAUAAGUCACUGUCUUAAUAAUAACUGUAACUAAAGAUCUUAUUAUAUUAGUUCUACUGAAUCUGACGCAUAGGAUGAUAGAUUCUAAUCAGAAGAUUUAUCUAGAAAGUUGCAUACUUCUUCUAGUAUAGUUGAGACUAAGAUCGAUGAAGAUAGAUCAACUAGUAAUCAAAGAACUUUCGAUGAACAAAUCUAAAUUUCAUGA